AGUCUGUGGUUGGCCCAAGCUAACAAGCGUCAGCAGCGCCGUCACAGUCAGCGUGCCAUUUCGUUUUCCCUCCUUUUACGUCGAAACAAAUUAAAAUUGUUUAUCUUCGCAAAUUCACCAUGAGGAAAAUAUCCAAAAGUCGUGCAGAUGACGAUGUUGUAUCGUCAACUAAUGGAUCUAUUGCAAAUGACGAUCAAGCGACAGAUGCCGAGCCACCAACUGACCAAAAUGAAAAGGAGGUAGAGUCGGCGAACGAAAGCGUCGACCAAAGCAUCGAUGAUAAUUCCGAUGCUACGCCACCUAAAAAGAGUAAAGGCAAUAAAGGAAAAGGUAAAAAAAGGAAAUCUGAGAAAGAGACGGAAGAAGAAUACGAGGUUGAAAAAAUAAUUGAUUCCAAAAAAAUCAAAGGGAAAUUGCAUUACUUGAUACGUUGGAAGGGAUACUCUGCUGACAGUGAUACUUGGGAACCUGAAAACACUCUAUCUUGUCCUGAUUUGAUCAACAAGUUCAAUGAUGAGAAAGAAAACUCAAAAACUAAAGAAAGUAAACCAGGUAAAAAGAACAAUAAACGGAAGGCAGCAGCAAUCAAGGAAACUAAAAAGGUUGCAAAAAGAAGUAAAAAUGAUUGGGACAGUAAAAGUGCUGAUGAAAAUGCAGAGUAUGAGGUUGAUCGCAUCCUAGAAGUUCACCACAAGAAAAAUGGAAAAAGGGAUUUCCUCAUUCACUGGAAAGGAUGGUCCAGCAAAUUUGAUUCUUGGGAACCAGAAAGCAACUUAAAUUGUCCAGAAUUGAUUAAAAAAUUUAUGGAUAAGGUGACAGUAGCACGCUCUUCCGAUGCUCGUAGCCUAAGAGUAGCUCCGGAGACUACAAACCGUUUCACAUUGCAAGAUCCGUCUUCAGGCCGCAGGUUGAGCAAGAGGAGAGGACAGCGUCAAAGAGUGCGUUACGACAAUGCCGAGUAAUUAUAUAUUUAUUUACAUUCUUUAUCAGGUUAUUGUACAUUCAUUCACUACCAUGAGGAAUGUUAUAUAAAAUUUAAGCUUCGCGAAUAGUUUGAAAAACAAUUGUUAAUAAUUUCUAUUGUUAGUAGUUGCAAUAGAAUAAAAGUUUUAUUUUAUUUUUAAAAUCCUAGAGCUUAUGUUCAGAUGAUAGGCGUUAAACGUACGUUUGCAACUUGCACGAAUUUGUAUGAUGUCAUCUUUGUGCAAACGUACACACGGCCACAGUGUUCGUAUCAUAACAAACGUCUAUUAAUAAGUAAAUGUAAUCUGUGCAAACAUACAUACUUUUUUUAUAGACAUCAAAAAUGAUAAAAUAUGGCUCAAAGCACAAAAAUCUAAGAUGGACACACUGAAAUAUGAGUAUCCCCAAUUCCCCACCCUUUUCUCAGAUUUAUUAACUCAAGUGGAUUGGGGAUAUUUAGCAAGAUUUUUUUGUUUUGUUAGUCUUUUUCACUAUUUCAAGUAAUUUAUUAAGAAAGCUUGAUAUGUUGGCAAAUUUUGGGCAAUAAUUAGAAGUAUUUUCCCCAACAGCCAGACAGUUUUGACAGUUCCAACUCCUUGCAGUUUUUUUAGGGUAGCUCCCAAAGCCACCAUGACCCAAACUUCAUAAUUCACCAACAUUAUGUACCUAUAUUGGGAGCAUACGCUGACAAACUUUCAGCUUUUAUAAAAUGACGUAAGUCUGGCGUUCACUAGCUCUUAGUCUAAUUAUUUUUCCAUGCCUAUCGGAAAGAAUUAGCUCUCAUUAUCGCCUCGAUAAUUUGUUGUCCGUUAAUGGGUAAAUAUGAAAUUACUUUCUUACCAUUCACGUAUUUGAUAAAAGUAUAUCAAACUGGUUUAUUUAUUUACUGAAAUGAUGCUAUCUGUGACGGCCCAUGGAUUCGUCAAUUCAUUCUUUAGUUAACUGGCGAUUUACAGAUUAGCUCAUAAUAUAAUUAAUAUUGUUUAUGCUUUGGAGUGCUUUUUUUACUCCAUAGAGUUAUUUUAAGUUUCAUUUUACACAACCUCUUGGUUUAUCUUAUGACAGAAUUGAUUAUUACUAUUGCUAAGAACAAUUAGAAAUUAUUAAUCUAAAAAAAGUAGACGACAUUGUAACUGAAAAAGUUUGAAGACAACUUUAACGUUCUAAGGGCCCUAUCUCAUCGCCACCUACUAAAUAUAAUACUAGAAGCUACCUCAUCUGGUAUCGGUUUGGUUGUGCAGCUAAUUUGUUACCGGCAAACGAAAAUGUCUUGUUUGGUAGCUCAAGACUCCACGAUGCAGUGGCGCAGCCAUAGUGUCCCAAUGAGAAAGGGCCCUUAGUUGCGCAUACGUAUUGAUAGAUUCUGAAAUCAAUACAAGAAUUUAAAAAUCGUUCGAAAGCUCAUUUUCAGACUUCCUUUAAUACCAAAGGCGUUAUUAUCAAGAAAAUUGUCUUAAUAUUGAAAGAUUUAUAAUAAAAUACUAUUAUAACUUACUAUUUACCUCUUAAUAUCUAUCAGUAAAGGGUUCCAUUUAGAGGUCUGAUACAGCAAGCAGAUAUUGCAUAAUCCGUCUAAUAAGGUGUUUGUUUUGCUAACUAUUGUAUUUCUUUUUCACAUGUGCACUGAAUCUAGCUGUAAUUACAAUGCAAAUUAAAUAAAAUAGUAAUUUUUUAUAAAAGAAAAUGGUGAUUAUUAUUAUGGUAGAACUACCAUAUUAAAUAGAACCUGAGUUAGGUGUUUAGAACUUUUUAUACUUAUAAAAAUUCAUAAUAAAAAAAGCAAUAGCUUAAUAUUAGUAAUGUCAUGUUGAUUUAGGCAUUGUUUUAUUCUAAAAGACUUGAAAUUCAACUAAUAUUUUUUAUGGUUCAUUUAAAUGUUAUUAUUAUAAUAUUAGAUAAAUAAAUAUUAUACGAGUUGUAGUAGAAAAUAAUUAACAAUUAUUUAAUAUAAGACCAAAAGCUACUUCUAUUAUUUGUUACGCAAGUUCAGUAUUUGUCUUCGCGUACUAAAAACUUUACCCAUCCAAACAUCUUUUAUUGUUUGCUUAUUUCAGAAUUAUUAAGAUGUCGUUUUAAUGCUUUGCCUAAGUACAUUUGUUGCGUUUUAGAGUCGUUAGUAAAGUCUGUGGAUCCGUUGCAUUCGCAUUACAAAAUAAUGUAAGUACACCCGUACAUGAAGAUUUUUACUUAUUGCAUGUCUACAGUAUAAUUUAAGCAAACCUUGGUGGUAAUUCACUGUUUAAAUAGUAGAUUUAUGUAUUGUUCAUUAUUACGUGUGUUUGGUGUAUGACCUUGACAGUCAACUUAGUUUUAAAUAAAUAUAGUUUAUGAAUAA
Ostrinia nubilalis (European corn borer) is the source of this 3298-nucleotide messenger RNA. RefSeq names its product chromobox protein homolog 1-like. The coding region runs from base 120 to 962 and encodes 280 amino acids. Gene Ontology annotation, molecular function: chromatin binding. The record is from RefSeq and is a predicted model, not a curated record. Lineage: Eukaryota; Metazoa; Arthropoda; Insecta; Lepidoptera; Crambidae. Gene Ontology annotation, cellular component: pericentric heterochromatin. Gene Ontology annotation, biological process: chromatin organization; negative regulation of transcription by RNA polymerase II. The transcript has 6 exons.